Molecule: messenger RNA, 345 nt
Organism: Pyricularia pennisetigena
Lineage: Eukaryota; Fungi; Ascomycota; Sordariomycetes; Magnaporthales; Pyriculariaceae
Exons: 2
Coding region: 1-345 (114 amino acids)
Molecular function (GO): protein binding
Source: RefSeq, a predicted model, not a curated record
AUGCGCACUGCUGGCAGCGAAGAGAUCGUCGAGACUUCUGUCUUGGAGCUUCUGCUACCCGACGUCCGCAUCGAGGCCCAGGCCAAGAACGAGCGUCGGAUAACUGCACUUCACCACGCUGUGCAUGAGGGGAAGCGCGAGGUCGUCGAGGUCCUUCUGGCACAAAGAGGUGCUGACCUCGACUUCAAGGACUUCAAAGGCGCAACACCACUGAACUUAGCCGCGUACCAUCCGAAGCCGGGAUUCUUUGAUAUUGCGCGGAAGCUGCUGGCAGAACCAGAAAACGGACCCCUGAGCCACAUGGGCGCAGGGCUGGACGGCGCUGCACUCGGCUUCGCACGAUAG